AUGGAACGUUACACGUCUGUGUUAAAACAAUUCUAUUUGAAAUACGUUUUCUGUUUCCUAUGGAUCGUUAUGAUGCUCUUACUUCUGCACAGAGAUCUGAGCCGUUGGGACGGACUGAUGGGAGCUCUUUCCUAUCCAGGACUGGGUGAGAACGGAACGGCCUCCUAUUUGACUGUGCCCUCGUUGGAAAUCGAUGCGUAUACGCAGGGUUGGCAGCGAUACACCUAUAACGCCUGGUUGGCAGAAAGAAUUUCCCUGUGGCGAACAUUGCCAGAUUUGCGAGAUCCCCGAUGUCUAAACUUAACAUACGCUGAAGAUGAAAUGAAACCAGUCAGUAUUAUUGUGAUAUUUCGGAACGAACAGCUCGUAGUUCUGCUAAGAACAUUGCACAGUUUGGUGGAUAGGACUCCAAAGGACCUUUUUUCCGAACUUAUUCUGGUGAACGAUUAUAGUGAUAUGGAUUUCUGGAAGGAUAAACUAUCGCUAUUCAUAUUCGACAAUUAUGUGCUCAAGUAUAUUCAUCCAAAAGCGCGAAUAAUUCAUCUUAACGAACACAUAGGAUUAAUCCAAGCCCGUGUUUUGGCGUCCAAGACUGCCAAAGCUGAUAACCUGGUUUUCAUUGACGCACAAGUUGAGUUUACCAAUGGAUGGUUGACCCCGUUGCUUAGUACAAUUUUGGAGCAGAGUCUUACCAUGGCCACUCCCAUUCUGGAUGAGCUUGAUGAGCGGAACUUGGCUUACCAUCGAUCUGUCGAGAUGCGAGGAAUUUUCGAUUGGAGUCUGAGACGACGAGAAGUUCCCCUGCCAGAGGAUGUGAGAAAUCGGCUCCCAAGGCACUACAAUGUGGCUCUUGCAAGGACUUCCGUGUUUGCCAUUCCAGCUCAGUGGUUUCAGGAUCUCUCGAAUUUCGAUAAAAAUCUCCGAGGGUCUGGCGCCGCUGAGCUCGAACUAAGUUUUAAGGUCUGGAGAACUGGUGGGCGUAUAGUUCAAGUUCCCUGCUCCAGAGUUGGCCAUUUGCAGCCUAAGGAUCAGGACUACCUAAAGCGAUAUGGUAGUCUCCAUAAUAUGGGCAAAGAACUUUUAUGGAAUCUCAAACGCAUUUUGGAAGUGUGGAUAGAUGAUCCGGAUCUGAGGUCGAUCUUCUACAAAUACAAUCCCGAUCUCGUACAUUUUCCACUGCACGAUCUCAGAAAAUCUUAUAAAAUAUUCGAUGAUUACGACUGUCAAUCGAUCAAAUCGUUUAUAAAAGAAGUCAUGCCAGAACUGGAAAAGAUUACACCGACCAAUCGUUCAUAUUAUGCCUCUGGAUUUGUAAAACCUCUGGAAUUUCCAAAAAGCUGCCUUACAAUUCAUUCAGAAAAAAAGACAAUUAGUCUGGAGCCCUGCAAGGCAAAUUAUACCCUUCAAAUAUGGAGUCUUACCUACCUCAAUGAUCUCCGAAUUGUUAAUCAAAUUUGCGCCGAAGUGCAACCAAAUCUAAAAUUGGGUUUCGAUUUGUGCCACAUGUUGGGAGGUCGGCAAAGUUGGCACUAUGAUGCACUUAACAACCAACUAGUAAGCAAUACGAUGUGUCUGGAAUUGGGAGGUCAGUACAACAUGUUUUUGGCUCAUUGCGAUAAAUCAAAUAGAAAACAGAGAUGGAUACUCGAUAAUACCAAUAUAAGCGUCAUGCAAUCAGCAAAUAAUUAAGGAUAGAUUUAGUAAUCGCAUGUUUUUAAAACUUUUAUUUAUUAUACAAAACAAAAGCUAUUUGUUCUUUUGAAACUAUACAGAAACUACCUCUGGAUACCCAUGACAAAAGAUUUUGCAAGAAAUCAGCAAAAAUGUAAUUAAGUUAGAUACAAUAUUUAAUAAACAAUGGCGAACUUGUAAAGUAAGCUUACAUUACAGUUCCGAGUUCUCUCUUUGUAUUUUAUCUUAAACUAACCGUAAAUAAGUCGAAAUAAAAUAAACCAAUUUUAGGAGCAAAAUUA
Molecule: messenger RNA, 1973 nt
Organism: Drosophila subpulchrella
Lineage: Eukaryota; Metazoa; Arthropoda; Insecta; Diptera; Drosophilidae
Product: putative polypeptide N-acetylgalactosaminyltransferase 12
Exons: 2
Coding region: 1-1689 (562 amino acids)
Cellular component (GO): Golgi apparatus
Source: RefSeq, a predicted model, not a curated record